AUGGAUGUGAAAGUGAAGUUUGGCUGGUAUGUGAUGGUGGAGAGUUUCUCCUUGAGAAGAAUGGAUGGAAAUUUGGCUUGGAGAUCUGAUUUUAGGCACACUGAUAAGAUUCGAUAUUUAAUGGUGAGGUACAAAGUGAGACACAAAACAUCAGUCAAUGAAGCAAAAGCACAAUCAGCUAAACAAAGUAUCGGAAUAAUGAUCGAUGACGUCAACUCACCUCUCUUCCGAUUCUUCCUCAGCCAGGAGGGAGGCUCCUCAGGUCAGAUUAGAGGAAGAGCAGAAGAGCAGAAGCCCAAGGAACAUAAGAGAGAGAAGCUUGGCAUGAUAAGCGAAGCGAUGUAUUGGUUUAGGAUUCUAAGCUCUUGA
This is a messenger RNA of Prunus armeniaca (apricot), 369 nucleotides long. The record is from the annotation of a GenBank genome assembly. NCBI's taxonomy places the organism in Eukaryota, Viridiplantae, Streptophyta, Magnoliopsida, Rosales, Rosaceae.